Molecule: messenger RNA, 1292 nt
Organism: Ochotona curzoniae (black-lipped pika)
Lineage: Eukaryota; Metazoa; Chordata; Mammalia; Lagomorpha; Ochotonidae
Gene: CPTP
Product: ceramide-1-phosphate transfer protein
Exons: 3
Coding region: 195-839 (214 amino acids)
Biological process (GO): ceramide transport; intermembrane lipid transfer
Cellular component (GO): membrane; cytoplasm; cytosol
Molecular function (GO): ceramide 1-phosphate transfer activity; ceramide 1-phosphate binding
Source: RefSeq, a predicted model, not a curated record
GCGGAGCGGAGAGGGGCCGGGUGAGCAGCUCCGGCCCAUGGCGUCGGCGGCGGCGACUCAACCGAACGCCGGGCUGUGGCCGAAGACGCCCGCCGCUCACGUCAGCCUCAAGCUCAGCGCCGCCCGCGCCUCUAGCCCGCCCCGUCCCCUAGCUGAAGCGGACACUUCCCGGAGCAGCCCCGAGCGGUCUGAACAUGGAGGAGCCCGGGGUUGACUUCAACCUGAAGAUGGUGCUGGUCAGUUUCAAGCAGUGUCUCAAUGAGAAGGAGGAAGUGCUGCUGGACCACUACCUCGACAGCUGGAAGGGGCUGGUCAGGUUUCUGAAUAGCCUGGGUGCCGUCUUCUCCUUCAUCUCCAAGGACGUAGUCUCCAAGCUGCACAUCAUGGAGCGGCUGCGGUCUGGCCCCCAGGGAGAGCAGUACGCCAGCCUACAGUCCAUGAUGGCUUACGAGACGGGGAACCAGCUGGUGGACGUGGACAGGCGCUCCCGCCACCCUGAUUCGGGCUGCCGCACGGUGCUGCGGCUACACCGUGCCCUGCGCUGGCUGCAGCUCUUCCUGGAAGGCCUGCGCACCAGCGCUGAGGAUGCCCGCCCCUCAGUGCUCUGCACCGACUCCUACAAUGCCUCUCUGGCCGCCUACCACCCUUGGAUUGUGCGUCGGGCUGUCACUGUGGCCUUCUGCACGCUGCCCACGCGCAAAGCCUUCUUGGAGGCCAUGAAUGUGGGAACCCCUGAACAGGCUGUGGAGAUGCUGGGCGAAGCCCUGCCCUACAUCGAGCAGGUGUACGAGGUCUCCCAGAAGCUCUACGCCCAGCACUCCCUGCUGAACCUGCCUUAAGCCCAGGGGCUCCCAGUUCCCACACCCAUGGGGAGCUGGACCCACAAGCCUUCAACGGAGUUUUCUGGGUCCCUAAGAGGGUGUCUGCCACAGCCUCCAUGAGCCAAGCUUCCAGGAACAGAGGAGAUGGGCAGCUGGUUGCCCACGCUGUGUGUCAGCGAGGCCUGUGAGCUGCCCAAGGAUGGUGCCUGCUGGCUGUCGAACAGCUGGAGGCCCCAGGCCUGGCCUACCUAUGUGUGUCCUUUCUGGGCUGCCCCUCCAGUCUUGACAGCUGACCUGGCUUGGCCUAGCCAGGGUGGAGCACCUGGCUAUGUGGGCAGGGCCAGCAGUGCUCUGGGUGGAACACCUGGCUAUGUGGGUGGGGCCAGCAGUGCUGUGGGUGGAGCAUCUGGCUUCACACCCUCUCACCUUGUCAGCCAACCUCAUACUCAGAAUUCGAGUGGCCCCUGUGGA